Molecule: messenger RNA, 6265 nt
Organism: Amoebophrya sp. A25
Lineage: Eukaryota; Dinophyceae; Syndiniales; Amoebophryaceae
Source: the annotation of a GenBank genome assembly
GCGCUUUCAUUUUGGGUUUUUUGAGUACGUUGAAUCUUGGGUUGACGUACGGUCUUGCGAGUUUCAAGCUGGGACUUCGCGCGCGUUGGAUUGCGUUUCUGACGUACGUUUGCGAGUUCAAGUGGACUACGUUUUCGGGUACGUGGAUUCUGGUUUCCGGUUUGACGAUUCAACUCGAGUUUCAAGGGGUCUCGGUACUUACACAAAGUUGGUUUCGGUUUACGCUUGGGCACGAGUUUCAAGUCGAGGAGACGACACGUUUCCGAGUUUCAAGCGCCGAACGGGUUUCGUCUCCGAACUUCGUCGUUUGGGGACGAUUUUACGGGUUUUCGGCACCGACGCCGAUAUCUUGCUGCCAAAAUACAAGGGGGCCUCAUCGCAAAUUUUCAAAAUUUGCAUUUUCUGGACCAUUUUCCACGGACUUAAACGCGCAGGAUUUUCAGAAUCUUCACGUCCACACUUUCGGCGUUUACAAAUUUCAAGAUCAAAGUUCGGUCGAGACCAAACGUUAGUCGAAGCAGGGACUCAGUUCCCCAACGGUAUAAAUAUACCAAAUCCACUCUGGUUGACCGCGGUCAAAAAGUUUCAAUAUUGGUUGCGAAGUUGAGCGUUUCCAUUUUCUCCCACGGAUACUCUCAUGAACGAUUCCAGACAGGUAAAUGCUUGCGGCGGCCGUGGAUGAGGGAUUUUUACCGUUCUAAUUUCGGCCUACGUUUUCGAUUGGAUUUGGACUUGGAGCACUGUUUCGCAGUUCGAGGAUCGAUUGUUUUUCGCUUCCGAUUUCAACUCACUUGAUCACUUUCGAAACGAUCAAGGGAGACAAACAACAGCAACUAUUUCUAGUGGUGGAGAAAGAUGAGCUCGCCGUCAGGCGAUGGCGGGUUCGACCCAUCAUCGUCGUCAUCUUCUAGUAGACCAGUGCUGGAGACAACACCCAGAAUGAACAUGGGCUCUCCAGAGGAUGGCCAGGGAGGACGGAUUUCAGUGAAGUCUUCGUCACCUCCUCCACCUCCCUCGCCACCACCUAGAUCAUCUGCAAUUUCGAAGCGUCCACUGAUAGCGGGAUGCACUUGCGUCAUAGCAGAUAACAACAACAGAAGUGGUUACCACAUCUUUCUCAGGCGUUGCGAUGGAAACCGCUCUCAUGUAGCACUGCUGGAGAUCGUCGCGGUAAAUCCAGCAGAAGGAUGGAGCCCAACAAUAGAUCAAAAGUUGUGGCCCAUGUCGAUGCAGGAAAGCGCUGCAGAACGACUGUCGGACCUAGAAAUGGUAAACGAAAAAGGAGAGCUCAUCUACAUGAGACUAGUCACUCUCCAUGAAAAAUUUGUAGUGCGUGAUCCAACAACUCCAAACUUCUUCUCUGCUUCGGGAACUACAUUUUCAACGCUGCUGGAUACAGUGGCAGGGAUCACAGACUACUACGUUUUGCCGAGUCCAGAGACUCCAACCGAGCCGACUCGUGGUAGGAAGAGCAGCAAGAGGAAGUCGAGACGGAGUCGGGAUACGUCGUCUGACUCAUCGGCUAGUGGUGAAAAAGGAUCAUCAGUACAGCAACAACUACUACAACAAAUUUCGCAGGCGGUAAUCAAUUUAUCGAACACGCCAGCCCGCGAGGGCAUCGACAAGGAGGACUUGCAAGAAGUUCUCACAGCAGUAGUUGAAAACUCUAAUGAGACGAUGCGCGAAGUUAUCGAGAACGCACAAAGCAGCUCGUCGGCAUAUGAUUCUAGUGGUGCAAAUCCGCAAAAGGCGAUCGCAAAUGUCAAGAGGGAGUGCCAGGGUAAGAUCAAGUUCGACAACCCCAGCACUUUCGAGCAUGAGCUCAAGAAAUUCAAGACGGCUUGCUCGCAGCAAGGCCUAAAGAAUUCUUGGGACUUCAUUCGAACUCUAGAAUCUUGCACGGUUGAGAAUAGUAGCGCUCAAUCGCACAUGGCCGACUUCGUUCGCAUUGUCACCGAAGAUGUCUACUACAGCGACACGAAACUGGAUAGCGACCAGUGGGACGAGCUUCAGACAUUUUUGCUCGAUGAGUUUUUGCCAGAACGCGUGGGUACUCGAGUGGCGAAGAAGCAGACAGAGUCAACUCGCGAGUACAAUGCAUUACGAGCAACUGACGCCGACGUAGCCAACCUCAAAGCCUUCGACAAAUUCUGCACUCGUUAUCGCAUAGCAAGAGCGCGACUGAUGGAAGCAGGAGUAGUUGUCCAGUCGCUCAGAGAAGUGCCAGACUUCAUCGAAAAACUACCGCCAGCAGUCAAGUCAUUCGUAGAACUACAACAAGAAGACGCAGUCCCGAAUUGCGUAGAAGUGCCCUCUGACAAAGUGCUUCAGAUCCUUGGAAGUCAAGCACCGCAAGAUCCUAUGCGAUCACAUCUUGGCCCGAUUGGUGGUGGCAAGCCCAUCUCUGUCAUCAACAUCGUACGAAGAUGGAUUGCAGCACAGCCAUCAGGUGGAACAUCAAGGACAGGCGUUUGGGAGGCUCGCCCGAAGUCAGAUGUUAGCAAAGGUAAAGGAGAUAAGAGAAAUAAGGGCAAGGGCAAAGGAGACGACAAAAGUGGUGGUGGUAGUCGUAGUACGAAGGACAAAGGAAAAGGCAAAGGAAAUAAAGGGGAUAAUAUCGAUCCCAAGAAAGUUCCACAAUGUGGGUUUUGUGGUGGACAACAUCCUGGCAUCAGAGGUUGCCCUUCGAAGCUGCUUGAUAAGGACGAGCGAGUCAAGUUGUUCAAGCAGGGCGACAAGUGCAACUUCAAAUACAAGGGUGUAGAGUGUAGAUCAAGAACUCAUCGCGCCAAACAACACAACGAGCAGUUGCGGAAAGAGAAAGGAGCUUCAACGUCACACGUUGCCGCUUUGGAUGGUUAUCCAGAGGAGAGAGACGACGCGCCAGCUUGUACGGAUUUGGAACCAUCAGCAGAAGACAUCCAGCGUGGAGUAUUCGCAGGUCUUGUCAAGACAGACCUCUUCGCGAUUAGAACGAAAGAGAACUCUUCUGCUAGUGGUGACGUUUCCUCAUCUACAGCCUCUACGUCUACUUCCACUACUUCAGACGAGGAAAAAGUGCAGGAGUUCUACGAUCACUAUGUUAGCAACAACAAGCUCGAUUUCGUGGCAUUCCAACAACAGCAAGCUUUUGCAGUAUCAGAGUUUUCACCUUCGACCAACAACUUUUCGGCACAGCAAUUAGUUGUCACAUCUUCUAAACAUGACGAGAAACAAGAACAGGAGACGCAGAUCGCUGCAGAUCAGCUAGUAGAGGAGACCAAAAACAAGGAACCAGAAAAGAUUUCCAUCAACAUAGUUAGUGGUAGGGAUCAUCUCGAAUCUUGGUUGAAGAUCGGAGACACCUUUCUCAAGGUCAAAGACGACUCUUGCUCAGGAAAGACGCUCUUAGAUCGCAGGUGUUUCAACAGUUUGAAAAAAGACGAAGGAGCAAAGAAAGAAAUCCUACGCGAGUUUUCUGGUCCUCCGAUCGAGUGCAUGUCGUUUAAGGAUGACGACAGGGGCGAGAUCUCUUCUGACUAUGCAGUUAUUCGCGCACAUCGUAUCGACGCCAUCAGCAACAAGCUGUACCCUGUGCUUUUCGUUUUCUUGCUCUUGGCGAUGGCUUUUCCGUGCUUGGUCGGUUUUCCGACACUCGAGUUUCAACAGUUCACACCAACGUACUACGAUUUCGGGUCAGGUCCACAACAUGUAGGGACGUACUACUACAUUAACGACAAUGACAACAUUUCGCGAGAAAUUUACACUCCUCGCGACUACUUCGACGAUUGUGUUGUAGCUGCCACUUUUGCUUCUCCAACGAACAGGACACAGAUAGGGUCAAACCCAUUCCAUGUCUACAUUGCUGCUUCUACUGCGAAAGCCACCCGCAAAGCCAAGUGGGCCGGUAAGUUUGAGGAACUACAAGCAGCAAUCGCAAAGAAGGACAAGGAGCGAUCCGAGUACAAACGUCUAGAUCCAUCUUCUAAGGAGUACAAAGAUGAGCUUAGAGCAGCAGCGAAGAAAAAGUACGCUUGGGUGGGGCAUAAAUGCAAGGAGGCACUUGACGUCUUAGUGCAAGAAAUUGCCAACCACUCUGAGAUCAUCUGGAGAAAAGGAAUUCGUUUCAAAACAGUUAAGGGCAUCGUCUACGACCCACAAGUCGAUCCAGAGCUGGAGCGCAAACAUCGACAUCGAUUCGCGAAGAUGAUCAACUACACGCCAACGGAGUUCGAUACGAUUCGUGGCGAUGCACACGUCAGGUGGAUGAUCGAGGAUGGAUUAGCAAAAGAAAUAAAUCAUCCCACUCGUUACCACAGUCCUACUUUUGUCAUCGAUCAAGAUGGUAAACAGGAGCUAGGUCGUUUCAUCUACAACCACACCGGCGUGAAUGACAUCACAGUUCCACACCGUUUUCCACAACCUACGAUUGCAGACUUCUUGGAAUUUGCAAAACCAAACGCUUUGCAUUUCACCGGCGAUUUAGUGCAAGGAUACAAUCAGAUCGAACUAUCGCCACUCGCAAAAGAACUAUACACCUUCGUCUGGAACAAGCGCAAGUUUGAGCCGCAGACGAUGGGCUUUGGUGGUUCUGAUUUUCCUAGUUUCUUUCAAUCUGCAGUACAGGGAGACAUCACUCAUGCAGAGCUUUUCGACAUCGUGAAGAACUUUUUGGAUGAUCUCUAUGCGGGUACACCAGCUGAAAACGGGGAGAUUACUCCUGCAGUGAUCAAGGAGCACGUUCGCAGAUGUGUGCUCAUUUUGAAGAUGCUCGCCCAACGAGGAUGGCUGUUGAAUUGGGACAAGACAAAUUUCAUCAGCGAGGAAGCAUCUCUUCUAGGUCACGCCGUUCGUCGUGGAGUAUCAGUCAGCAAGAAGCACAAGUUGAUGAUGCAACAACUUCCAGAGCCAAAGUCUAUUGAUGACGUUGUGAGCUUCAGAUGUAUGGGGCAAUGGUUAAGCAAGUUUUAUCCAUAUUUCGGAGAGAUCAUCCUUCCGCUGAAUCGCUACAGCAAGAAAGGCGUUUCGUUUGAAAGCGAUUUUCUCAAAGACGACAACGGCAAGAAGGCAGUAGACAUGUUGCGCAAGAACAUUACAGAGAUCGAGCUUUCUCCGCCUCGUAACAAUUGGAAGUGGCACAUCUUAUGCGACUCUUCUGACGUUUGCGCCGCAUAUUGGUUGAUCCAGACGGAUCCUGAGGGACAUCAGAAACCAAUCAUUAUCGACCUCGACUACAAAGUUUUCAAGGGUUACGAGAUCUUUUGGAACAUCACAGAAAAAGAAUUCGACGCAGUGCGUUUUGCUAUGUUAGGCUGCAAGGACACCAUUCGUGGACAGCAUGUCAUUACUCAUCAUGAUCAUCGCAACAACGACAACAUCAAAGAAAGGACAAAGGAUCGUCUUCAACGAGAUCUAUCUAGUAAGCGAGUUUUGAAGAAGACGAAUCGAUGGGCUUUAGACAUCUUCCAGGAGUGCGGGGACACAUUCGAAUUCUCGUUGACACCAGGAGCGGACCUUCCAGGGCCCGACUUCUUGUCUCGUCAUUUUCCUGGAGCCGAUGCAGCAAAGUGCGAGUUUGGGCGUGCUAUCGCUGACGGUAUGCCAGUUCGCGAGUUAGUUGUUCGUUUGUACGGGAUCGAGUUAGCCGAUGAAUUUCUACCGACGUUAGAUCGUUUUCGAGAGGCACAUGUAGAACGUGCUCGCAAGGAACGAGUGCGCGCUACAACUAAGCCGGUGGCACCUGUUAAGGUGCCAAAGGCGAAGGCAAAAUCUUCGUCUAAGCCCAACAAACUAGUCGUAGCUUCCUUAUCAUUAGCAGCAACAUCAGCGCAACAAGCUUGCCUCAGCGACAUCGUGAACAAGCUGCCGAACUUUCCUAACAAUUUUCCUCCGACAAAUUCGACAACAUUUACGGAGGCAGCAGAACGCGCUCGAGUUUGUGUCACGAUCGCGAAACGCAAAGCAGCGCAGCUUCGUCUUCCGUCUACCAUCAUACCAGGGGAGGUCGCAGUACGACACUGGACCGACGAUCGAGGUUUUGGAUACGUCAUCAAGGUGAAGGAGGCCUUCCCGUGUCGUGAUGGACAGAAGAGAAAAGAACUCUGGCUGUCGCAAAAAGUGCUCGGACACCGCAGAGCACUGAAGUAUAUGCAGUAUGCACUUCGUGGUAGUUCUGCUGAAGUCAAAUCGAAGAACUUCAAGCUGAAUGCUAGGUAUCAGGACGAGCCAUUCUAUGACGAUGGCAGUUUUUCGAUGGCGAAUUGGACGCAGUAGCGCCUGUUGUUAA